UUGUUUCUCUACAUUAAGGAAUUAGUACCAUUUUGAACAAAAUACCACACUGUAAUAGUAAAGCUAGCCACAAAUUUAGCCGUUUUUGCCCAGUGGACUAUAGUUGAUGUAUAAGAAGAUUUGAAAAUGAAAUUCCGGUGACCAAAUCAAGCCUUCUCUUAUUUGGAGUUACUACUUCCAAAGUAUCUGCUUCACUGUAGAAGCACACAGUGUGUGUAUAUUAAAAAUAGACUUUUAAAAUGGAUAAAAGAACUUCAAAUGUGGCAACAGUUGCUGUGUUCAAACUGAUAUUCUGUCUUGGUCUCAUUGAAAUUUCAUUUUCUAUAGAUGAUUCUAUAAAUGUACCAGCAGAGUACGAGCAUUGUACAUGCAGUUGGUCAGAAUGGAUGAACUCAGAUACACCCAACGACGAUGGCAGUGAAAUAGAGACAUUUAAUGAACAAAGAAAAAACGGCUACAGUUUUUGUAAAAGCCCAGUGGAUAUUCAAUGUUAUAACUUAGCGCUUGGUAGAACUAUCACAAAAGAAGAUACAGCUGCAGGACAGUGUUCUGUAGAUUUUGGAUACAGCUGUAAUUUCCUUUGUGACGACUAUAAGAUUCGAGUUGCAUGUUGUUACUGCCCACCUCCUGUAAUUGGUCCAGCUUUUCAAAUCCAGUCCCAAACAAGCGGUGCGUGUCUUGCUGUCUCUCCACCUUCCUCUGUAUCUCUUGUAAGCAGAAGCAACUGUAAUGAUAACGAGAUAUCCCAGCUGUGGAACUGGGUUUCCAACAACCAAAUAAUGAACCAGCAUAACAAUCAAUGCAUCAGUGUCGGCAACACUGCAGUUUCUUCACCAGUGUUGACCGAAGACUGCGACGCAUCGGACACUAAGCAGAAAUGGAGUUACGACAAGCGGACUUUUACUUUGUCUAGUUCCUCUAUGUAUUUGGACUCCACCACAGCCACGAUCACUAAUCUACCAUCUAAUAGUCACUGGAUAGCUAAAGUUGAUGAAGGAACAGCUGAUAUGAACAUUAUGCAAGGACAACAAUGUAGCAAUGCCCCAGAUGACCCAAAUUUUGGGUCUGUUUCCUGCAGUUUUGGUUCCUACCAAGGUUCAGAAUGUCACUUCUCGUGUGAUUAUGGAUACAGACUGCCCAGCCAGGCAAUCUACCCAGCUAUAUGCAUGCGGAAUGGAUUGUUCAAUGCAUCAGCUCCUACAUGUGAAAAAAUCAUAUGCAAUCCUACAUUAACGAGCCCAGCGAAUGGUAAAGUUGAAUGCACUAACAGCAACAAUCAGGAUUCAAACUGUUUGUAUGAGUGUGAUCUUGGCUACAAGCUUAACAGCUCGAAUCAGCAGUCAUUAUGCAUGGAGAAUGGUCAUUGGGAUCCCUACCCACCCCCAACCUGCCAAAAAAUCACAUGCUUACCUGACCCUAUCACUGAGGGUAUUUCAAACGGGCGAGUGAACUGUAGUAUGAAAAACUCAUUUGCAUCUAAAUGCAUUUACACAUGUGAUACCGGGUAUGAACUUAUUGGACCUCUUGUAAGACUUUGUCAACAAUCAAGUGCUUGGAAUGCUACAAAACCAAUCUGUCAAAAAAUAAUGUGUCCACGCCUACCCGCGCUACAGAACGGAAACACAGUUUGCACUUUGGGCAACUCGUACCUCUCAUCAUGCAGAUUUUCGUGCCACGAGGGCUACACCAUGGUGGGCAGUGGUUCAACAACUUGUAAUGUUGAUCGUACAUGGGGAAGUUCACUACCUGACUGUCAACGAAAAACGUGUAACAAGCUUACAGCACCCGAUAAUGGAAUGCUGUCAUGCUCAGAUUCAAGCUAUUAUAGCUCUGUAUGUUCAUUUGAGUGUGUGCGCGGGUACGAGAUAGAUGGAGAUGGACAAGCAGCACUUACAUGCACGGAUGAAGGGUGGAAUUAUGGCUCACCACAAUGCACAAGAAUAAGCUGCCCAAACCAUAAGAAUCUUGUCCCAUGGAAUGGCGCAAUCCAUUGCAAUGACACUGAUUUCUUUGCCUCCCUUUGUACAUUCACGUGCGACACGGGAUAUGAGGUACAAGGGUCAUUAGCAGUUAUUUGUGGGAGCUCUGGUUGGAAUGAUACAGCAUCUACAUGUGUCAAGCGAACCUGCCCAACACUGGCCAACCCUAGAAAUGGCAAAGUAGUUUGCAUGGGAAAUGAAUUCAAUUCCCUGUGCUUCUACAGCUGUGACGAAGGUUUUAUGAAAUCGCAUGCAGGAGGACCUCCAAUCAAGUGCUUAUCUAAUGGUGCAUGGAGUGGACCACCUGACACCUGCAGGCGUAUUAAGUGUCGAAAAAUCACCAAAAUUCGUAACGGUCAUGUUCGCUGUAGUGACAGCAAUAACUACAACUCGAACUGUACGUUUCGUUGUAAAGAUGAUUUUACUUUAUAUGGGGAAACUGUUGCCACGUGUGGUAUUAAUGGUUGGGAUAUACAGACUCCUACAUGCUCACGUGCUGUUUGCAGUACCACCCCAUCCAAGCCAAUCAAUGGACAAAUAACAUGCUCUGGGAAAAGCACAGUCAAGUGCUUGUUCAGUUGUAACCAAGGAUUCCGUCUCAUCGGGCAAAAUGAGACGCAUUGUUUGAGUAAUACAGAGACAUGGAGCACGACUGAAGCCCCACUAUGCCAAAGAAUCCAGUGCUUAGAAGUUGCCCAAAGGCGAUCCCAUGGUUCAGUGAAAUGCACAGAUGGUCGAAUGUUUGGUUCACAAUGUAACUACACAUGCAACCGCGGAUAUUCACUGUCUGGUAAUUCACUUACACACUGCACUGCUGAUGGAACAUGGGAUAAAAGGCCUCCUGUCUGUCAACGUGUGUUUUGUCCCAACUUAACUGGACUUAAUUAUGGUGAAACACAAUGCACUGAUGGUUCUUACUAUGGAAGUAGAUGUAGGUUCUCAUGUAGUCAGGGAUAUGAACUUAUUGGAGAAGUAGAAACUAACUGUAACCUCAACCGAACAUGGAGUAAACAGUCACCUUACUGUGAACGCAUCACAUGUUUUCCACGCUUCAGCAAUCCUAGUAAUGGACGCGUCAGUUGUUCAGACAACAGCAACUUUGGCUCCAGGUGUAACUUUCACUGUGAGGGAGGCUUUAGACUCAAUGGAGCUUUACACACAACUUGUAAUGCUGAUGGCUGGUCUGUUGGAGAAGCCCCUACAUGUACAAAAAUCACAUGUCCGAUAGAGGCCAAUAGGUUAUUGCAUGGCACAGAGAGUUGCGACCGCUCAAACGAAUAUCUAUCGGAGUGUCAAUAUAACUGUAUUGCUGGUUAUGAGUUGGUUGGGACACAGUUUCAAAGAACAUGCAAUAUAGAUGGGGAAUGGUCAGCUCCAAGACCUAUCUGUCAGGAAAUCAAAUGCCCAGUUCUGCGUGGAAUACCUCAUGGUGAUGUUGUAUGUAAAGGCAGCAGAGGUGUGGGGUCGGAAUGUAGGUACGUGUGUGACCCACAGUAUAGGAUCCGAGGAAACUCCAGAGUGAGAUGCACUGAUACUAAGAAAUGGGAACCUGAUGUUACACCUAUUUGUGAACUUUCUCCAACAAUUCCGUCAACUACCACAGCCCCUCCUACAACAACAACAUUAUCAACAACAACAACUGAAAGAACAACAACAACAACAACAACACCCCCACCUACAACAACAACAACAACCCCUUUCUCCACCCUCCCACCCACAACAACAUACAUACCACCCUUUGAUGUUGUAGGGGAAGCCACAGAUCCACCAGAGCCUGUAGCACCCUCUGUACCAGCCAAAGGUCCGUUGGAUGGCACGAACACUGAACCCCCUGUAGCCCCCUCUGCUGGUGGCAUCCCAAUAAUCCCGAUCGCAGUGAGCAUCGUCGUGGUCGUCCUCAUUAUUGUUGGGAUCACUCUCUUCAUAGUUUGGAGGCGAAGGAGCAGAAAGCCAAAGUUUAAAAACGGAUACCUUUCAAAUAAUAUUCGGUAUGAUAACAGCGAUCAACUGCAGAAGUUGGUGCCCAACGGAUCCUCGAACAGAAGAUACCCAGCGAUACCUAUCGAUAGACUUGAGUCUGAAUUUACAAGGAAACACGCAGAUGAUGAUAAACUAUUCAGAGAGGAAUAUUCUAAUAUUCCAGAAGGCGUUGGUUCUCGGGAUCAUGGAGGUAAAUCCCACAAUAAAGAUAAGAACAGAUACACCAAUGUUAUCCCAUUCGAUCACUCACGAGUGGUGUUACCAAAAUCAACAAACACAGAUGGCGAUUACAUCAAUGCUUCAUUUGUAGACGGUUACAAACACAAAGGCAAGUUCAUAGCAGCACAAGGGCCCAAAGAUGGCACCAUCAAUGAUUUCUGGAGAAUGAUUUGGGACCAGAACGUCACAACUAUUAUAAUGGUUACAAACUUAAAGGAAAACAACGAGAAUUGUAAUCUUUUGCAGCCGAAGUGUGCACAGUAUUGGCCACAAUCUGGUAGUUCUAUCUAUGGAGACUUGAGCGUGGUGUAUUUGGGUGAGAACCACUUGGUGGAUUACACCAUUCGAAAGUUUACAAUACAACAGUGUAAAGGUGAGGCUACACUCAGUGUUCGACGAAAUAUGAUUCAAUAUCAUUUCACAAGUUGGCCAGAUUUUGGGGUACCUAAGUCCCCAUCAGGCAUUCUUAAGUUUAUGAGGAAAAUAAAACACGGUAGUCCCACUGGCUAUGGAGCAGUGGUUGUCCAUUGCAGUGCUGGUGUUGGUAGGACAGGCACAUACAUAUGCAUUGAUGCCAUGGUGGAUAUGAUGUUACGAGAGGGAAAAGUUGACGUUUAUAGUUUCGUUACACAAAUGAGGAACCAACGACCGGAGAUGGUGCAGACAGAGCAACAAUACAUCUUCAUAUACCAAGCCUUACUUGAACACCAUCUGUAUGGAGAUACAGAAGUUGAAGCCACGGAAGUCAACAAUCAUAUCGAUGAACUGAGUCAGAGAAUGCCGGGAAAUGUUACGGGCAUGGAGCAUGAAUUUAAAAAAUUGACGACAAUUCGGAUCCAAAAAGAUCAGAUGAGAGCUGGUAACCAUCCAGCUAACAUGAGGAAAAAUAGAGUUUUGUUGAUUCUUCCAUAUGAUUGGAACAGAGCAAUUCUUCCAGUGAGGCGAGGACUUGAAAACUCGGAUUACAUAAACGCUUCGUAUAUCGACGGUUACCGACAAAAAGAUGCGUACAUCGCCACCCAGGGACCCCUCCCACACACAAUCGAAGACUUCUGGAGGUUAAUAUGGGAAACCAAGUCAGCUUCUAUAGUUAUGCUGACUGAACUUGUUGAGAGGGGGCAGGCUAAAUGCGAGCAGUACUGGCCAAAUGAAGGAACAUUAGUUUACGGAGAUUUGAAUGUACAACUUAAAAUAGAAGAAGAAUUAGACAAUUAUACAACACGAGAUUUCAUUAUUACAAAUAAUACCGAUCAUACUGAAAGAAAACAAAUGGUUAGACAGUUUCACUACCAUGGAUGGCCUGAAACUGGACCUCCAAGUUCCGGUUUCAGCAUGAUCAGUCUGGUUGAGCAAGUACAAAAACAACAGCAAUCAUCAGGCAACCAUCCUAUUACUAUACACUGCAGUGCUGGUGCUGGUAGAACGGGUGCUUUCUGUGCGCUCUCUACUGCCCUCGAGCAAGUGAAAGCAGAAGGGGUGCUUGAUAUGUUUCAGAUUGUGAAAUGUCUUCGUAUGCAACGCCCACAUAUGGUGCAAAAUUUGGAACAAUAUGAAUUCUGUUAUCGCGCCGUGCAAGAAUACAUUGACUCAAUGAGUGAAUAUUACAACUUUAAGUGAAUUCAAUUCAAAAUAAACUCAUAGCGCAAACAGCAGGAGUUGACCAGAGCUCCAACAAGAGAAGACGCAUACAGCCCAAAAAAUUAGCGGAAACAGGACAAAAAUUGAAAAAAUUCGCAUUAAGAAAUGAAAAAAUCUCAUACAAAUUUUGCAACUGACAUUGGUGUACCAAAAAUAGCAAAAUGCACUGCGUAGUGUAAUGAAUUAAGUUUGUAUUUAGUAUUCUAAGUUUUAAAUGCGCUUUCAUACAAACCAUUUGAUUUUUAAUAUUUUUAACCUUUCAAUCUUUUAACACUAAACACGGCACUCAACUGUAGGUACUAUUUUAUUAACUGUUUUCCAGUAAGGUGCAUUCAGUUUUUGAUUGCCACAAGCAUAAUUCCAGCUGUAUUUUAUGCACAGGGCGUAAGAAAACUUUUAAAGUCUUAUUUUCCUAAUGAAAAGUAACAUUUGAUGGUUUGAGAUAGGUAUAGAUUGAAAGCGUUUGGUACUAAUAUAUGAUAAGAAUCUGAAAUUGCUUGAAGGAAAAUGUAUCAUUAAAAAAGCGUUGUGUGCGUAUGGUAAAGACGCUCUUCAUAUUUUGUGUUUCAGCGACCGUGUUUUCUUUAUCUUACCUUUUUUGCGCUUCUUUUUAUUUAUGAAAUAAAUCACUUUUUAUUUUUUGCUUCCGUAUAAUUGUGCACACCGUUGUUUUCAAUUUUCGUUGGAUUUUAAUUCCUUCGAAUUUCACAGCACUCCAUUAUUUGUGUACAGCGUCGUCGUGUGGACACGUCAACGCCAUUCGUUGUUUCCAACCGUUCUCGCUGCCCCUCAAUGUUUUAUGAGCGUCGUUUAACAAUACAAGACGUUUAACAGCCA
Molecule: messenger RNA, 6653 nt
Organism: Ciona intestinalis (vase tunicate)
Lineage: Eukaryota; Metazoa; Chordata; Ascidiacea; Phlebobranchia; Cionidae
Source: RefSeq, a predicted model, not a curated record